This is a messenger RNA of Harpegnathos saltator (Jerdon's jumping ant), 835 nucleotides long. Its product is annotated as Calcium and integrin binding family member 2. Bases 57 to 653 code for a protein of 198 amino acids. Gene Ontology annotation, biological process: calcium ion homeostasis. The transcript is spliced from 5 exons. The record is from RefSeq and is a predicted model, not a curated record. NCBI's taxonomy places the organism in Eukaryota, Metazoa, Arthropoda, Insecta, Hymenoptera, Formicidae. Gene Ontology annotation, molecular function: calcium ion binding; magnesium ion binding.
AUAACACUAUUACAUAUGUAUUAAAAUAUAAAAAAAGAUAAUUUAAUAAAAGUGCGAUGGGAAAUAAAGUGGCAACCUUCACCGAGGAACAACUCGAAGAUUAUCAGGAUUGCACAUUUUUCACACGCAAGGAAAUUCUGAGAAUAUUUAAGAGAUUUCGGGAGAUAGGAGAUCCUGGAAUGAUACCACGUACUAUGACGCCUCAAGAAGCGGCAUCGCUCCGUUUACCCCUCUCGCAUUUGGCUCGUAUUCCUGAACUGAAGGAGAAUCCGUUUAGGGAACGUAUCUCGGAAGUUUUCACGCGACGUCAGGAUUCAGGACAUUCGACAUCCAGUUGCAAUGGGAUCUGCUUCGAGGAAUUUCUCGAAAUGAUGUCCGUGUUCUCCGAGCAGGCACCAAGAGAUCUGAAAGUUUUUUACGCUUUCAAAAUUUACGAUUUCGAUGAAGACGGGGUGCUGGGUUUGGGGGACUUGGAACGCACCUGUCGGCAGCUGACUCGAGGUGGGCUAAACGUCGAAGAAGUGGCUACCGUGUGUCGAAAAGUUUUGGAGGAGAGCGAUAUCGAUGGCGACGGGGCUCUGUCUUAUUUGGAAUUCGAACACGUCGUUACUAGGGCCUCUGAUUUCAUGGCAACUUUUCACAUACGGAUAUGAACUGCAUUUUGCGCUUCGUGCGAUGUAAUUAGUGACUAUUCGCUAGCUUCUGCUCGAGCUCAAUGAAGAUUCUUGGCCGUUUCUUCGACAGCGGCUUUUUCGACAUAUCCAGUUUACACGUCGAUAGUGAGCGGAGCUGGCGGCGGAGGUUACGCUUGGAGGUUCCCUGAGGCGGAAGAGAA